This is a messenger RNA of Cladocopium goreaui, 1013 nucleotides long. Lineage: Eukaryota; Dinophyceae; Suessiales; Symbiodiniaceae. The record is from the annotation of a GenBank genome assembly.
GAAUGAUUUCGACCGUCAUGGGCUCUUCAGAAGACGCGAAGAACGUGACCUUGCUGCGAGUCCUGACAGAUCUACAAGCUCUACUGGCGGCACAACGUCGAAUUGAGUGGAAGCUGACGGGCUUGGAGAAAGCUCAGCAUUCUGUGAAUGACACACUGAAAAGCUUCAGACAGGACAUUGUGGAGAUGCGAGGCCGCAUUGAUACGUUUGGCCAAGAAAAGAGUAAGCCGCAGACUCAUCCGAGCGACCCACCUGUGGACGGCACACCCAACGCCACGGCCGUGGUGACCGCUACGGCGUCGCCCAAGAAACGCGCGCAGCUGGAUGCGGAUUUGUCCCCGGUGUCGAUGAAGGAAAACCCUAACAGGAGCUCACCGAGCACCAGAAGUGUGAAGUCCGUUGCGCAACACCAGGAGGAGGUGCUUCGACUCUUUCGAAACGAUGGCCGAAUACUCACACAGCUUGGCAGGUGGAAAAAGAACAAGACGACCACGGCCUGCAAACUCCCCGCCAUCGACGUGAGACCGGGCCAAGAAAUCGUCGGUCAAGCCAUCGAACGGAUGGUCAACGGCAGACUGGGAGUACUCUCUCGUGGCAUCGUGCUCACGGGUGAAAGCGAAGAGGUCAUCCCCACUGCCAGAUCAAGGCGAUUCAGCAUCACCGGUGCCAUGAGCGCUGCCGCCGGGCCCAAGAAGUCCAAUCAACUGAUCUUCGAAGGCUUGAUGGAUCCAAGUUUCCGAAUACCCAGCGUGUCAGAGCUAUGAAUGUACCCAAAGAGGACAUUCUCGCCAUUUGGUGGGAGGGAGACGUUUUCCUCUACUCUUGGCUAACCUCGGAGGAGUUGGAGUUCUUCGCCAGUGAUGGAGAUUCUCAGCUGGGUCAAUGGAUAGCGACCUCGGUUGUGAAUGAGCAAAGCCUCCAGAAAGUGGUGAGCAUUUGAGUCGUGUCAACCCACACACAUAACGUGUUGAUGCUACCAGCUGCUACCAUCUACCACUGGCACGAAAAAGCAC